Molecule: messenger RNA, 618 nt
Organism: Cercospora beticola
Lineage: Eukaryota; Fungi; Ascomycota; Dothideomycetes; Mycosphaerellales; Mycosphaerellaceae
Source: RefSeq, a predicted model, not a curated record
AUGUUGUCUCAUAUUAGCAUCAUUUUGCUAGGCGUACAAUGGUCUUAUGCCCAGACCGUCACAGGCGUUACACUCAGCAACUACCGCCGUCGUGAUUGCAGCGUUGCUGGCGGUGCAGAAAUCUGUUAUUCGAAAUACCCGUUGCCAGACUGCUGCGGAAGCACCAGUACACAGUACUUCGUUUCUGGCGAUUGCUCUGGCUGCACAUCAACAGAUAUACACUUUCUCUUCGGACCAGGGGCGCAAGGAGCGUGCAGCGUGGCCCGCACCGGCUCAAACAACGGCAAUUGCAUCAACGCUCAAAAUGCCAAGGGGCACGGAUGGUGCAGAGUGUGCGGCACUCGCGUGCAACAAUUGGUCGAUGAGGACGCUUCGGAGGAAGAUUGGGCUGACCCUUUCAACGGGAUAUCGGCGCAGCCAGAAGACGAGAAAGUCUGCUCAAAGCCGAAUGUUGUGACCAAAGAUGGCUUGAGAUUUUUUCGCGUUCACUAUGAUGUUCCGCAGGAAGUCACUGAUAUGAUUUACGAAUGGUAUGACGACGAAGAGAACACUCGCUUUGCUGUCGGUACCGUUCCUGAGGAGUUUCUGCCUUACGAGACGACUAGUCCUUGGGAGUAA